AUCUCUAUUUAAUUCAAUUGUUUUGUGCAAAAUGGACCAAUCUGAAACUCUGUGGAGUGAAAUUGAAUUCGAAGAUGAAAAAGUGCCAAGAAUCGAAAAGACCAAAUCCAAACGACCCAGAAAAGCGGGUGAAAGAUGGUCAGAUGAGGAGGUCUUUCAGUUGAUUAGGUUGGUGGAAGAUAGACCUCAUUUGUGGGAUUUUACCAACCCCGAAUACAAAAAUCGGAGCAAACGGGAAGUUGCAUGGGAGGAGAUUGGAAAUCACCUUAGAUUUCCCAAUGCUGAAGUUUGUAAUAAGUGGAAUUUGCUGCGCCAACAGUUUCGUAAUGCAUUUGGCAAGGUACAAGCAACGAAAAGUGGUCAAGCUGCUGCUGCUCGGAAGCCCCCAAAUAAGUAUUAUCGUGCACUGCACUUUAUGCAACCUAUUUUAAAAGUGGACUCAGGGUCACGAACAUCAAGUUAUCGUCGAAGAGUGGAAGUCAGCAAUACUCAUCGUACUGAUUUAAUAAAGAAAGCCUGUAAGUAUUUGGUCAACACAAAAGAGGACGAUGAAUUUGAGCUCUGGGGCAAAUCAGUUGCAGCCACUUUACGUAACUAUCCGGAUGCCAAUGCCGUGCGCUUGGCAAAAUCAAAGAUGAAUUUAAUCAUGGCGUCUUUGGAAGCCGGAGAGCUUAUUGUUAAUAAUAGUAGAAGUAAGAGAUGAAACAUAAGUUUAAGGUAGUAUAAGUAUUGAUUAUUUUGAAUAAAAA
Drosophila albomicans is the source of this 749-nucleotide messenger RNA. RefSeq lists its product as uncharacterized. Gene Ontology annotation, biological process: regulation of transcription by RNA polymerase II. Gene Ontology annotation, cellular component: transcription regulator complex; nucleus. The transcript is spliced from 3 exons. The record is from RefSeq and is a predicted model, not a curated record. NCBI's taxonomy places the organism in Eukaryota, Metazoa, Arthropoda, Insecta, Diptera, Drosophilidae. Bases 32 to 703 code for a protein of 223 amino acids.